Toxotes jaculatrix (banded archerfish) is the source of this 4798-nucleotide messenger RNA. RefSeq names its product hypoxia up-regulated 1 (gene hyou1). The transcript has 24 exons. Gene Ontology annotation, cellular component: endoplasmic reticulum chaperone complex. Lineage: Eukaryota; Metazoa; Chordata; Actinopteri; Toxotidae. Gene Ontology annotation, biological process: negative regulation of hypoxia-induced intrinsic apoptotic signaling pathway; cellular response to hypoxia; endoplasmic reticulum unfolded protein response. Gene Ontology annotation, molecular function: ATP-dependent protein folding chaperone; ATP binding. The record is from RefSeq and is a predicted model, not a curated record. The coding region runs from base 195 to 3143 and encodes 982 amino acids.
UCCAAUGAGGUGACGCCGCGUUCCGGGCCCGACCGCUGAGAGCGAGCCGGUGAUAAGGGGAAGUAAAAAACUAUCAAGCGUGAACAACAAAGAGGCUCUGAAUCAAGGUUGAAGCAAGAAAAGUAACCUGAGAGUCCGCGCAGUCCGCUGGCCCCUUUCACACUUUGAUUUGUGCCGCCUGGGGAAAGCUCAUCAUGGGGGGGAGGAAGCUGGCCCUGUUUGCUCUCUGCGGCCUUGUUCUGGCAAUGUUGCCUUCUCACACAGUGACUGUAGCUGUCAUGUCAGUGGACCUGGGCAGUGAGUGGAUGAAAAUAGCGAUAGUGAAACCCGGCGUGCCGAUGGAGAUUGUUCUCAACAAGGAGUCGAGGAGGAAAACACCAACGGUCGUAUGCCUCAAAGAAAAUGAGAGACUUUUUGGAGACAGUGCUCUCGGAGUGUCUGUGAAGAACCCCAAAACUGUUUAUAGGCAUCUUCAAAGCCUUCUUGGCAAAAAGCGCAAUAACCACCAGGUGGCGCUCUACGAGAAAUGGUUUCCUGAGCACCAGCUGCAGGAGGACCCAGUGAGAGGCACCGUUUACUUUAAAAACUCAGAAGAAAUGCAGUACACACCUGAGGAGCUCCUGGGAAUGGUGCUCAAUUACUCCCGUGGGCUGGCUCAAGACUUUGCAGAACAACCAAUCAAGGACGCAGUGAUCACCGUCCCAGCCUUUUUCAACCAGGCAGAGCGCAGGGCAGUCCUGCAGGCUGCACAGAUGACAGGUCUAAAGGUCCUUCAGCUCAUCAAUGACAACACGGCUGUGGCCUUGAACUACGGGGUCUUCAGGAGGAAAGAUAUCGAUAGCACAGCUAAGAAUGUGAUGUUUUAUGAUAUGGGCUCGGGCAGCACCACCGCCACCAUCGUCACAUAUCAGACAGUCAAAUCCAAGGAUUCUGGCACCCAGCCCCAGUUACAGAUCCGAGGCGUCGGGUUUGACCGUGGGUUGGGGGGCUUUGAGAUGGACCUGCGUCUCCGGGACCACCUGGCCAAACUGUUCAAUGAGCAGAAGAAGAGCAAGAAAGACGUGAGGGAGAACCACCGGGCCAUGGCCAAACUCCUCAAAGAGGCUCAGAGGCUCAAGACGGUGCUCAGUGCAAACGCAGACUUCAUGGCCCAGGUGGAAGGUUUGAUGGAUGACAUUGACUUCAAAGCUAAAGUGACGAGGGCUGAGUUUGAAGAGCUGUGUGCUGAUCUUUUUGAGAGAGUGCCCCUCCCGGUGCAGGACGCCCUCACCACUGCAGAGAUGAAGCUGGAUGAAAUUGAGCAGGUGAUUUUAGUUGGCGGCUCCACCCGGGUCCCCAAGGUUCAGGAAGUGCUUCUGAAAGCUGUAGGGAAAGAGGAGCUGGGGAAGAACAUCAAUGCAGAUGAGGCAGCAGCCAUGGGCGCUGUCUACCAGGCCGCUGCCCUCAGCAAAGCCUUCAAGGUCAAACCUUUCCUGGUCCGAGACGCAGCUGUCUUCCCCAUCCAGGUGGAGUUCACCCGUGAGACGGAGGAGGAGGAGGGGAUCAAAACCCUGAAACACAACAAACGUAUCCUCUUCCAGAGGAUGGCGCCCUACCCCCAGCGCAAGGUCAUCACGUUCAACCGCUACAACAGCGACUUUACUUUUGACAUCAACUACGGCGACCUCAGCUUCCUGAAACCGGAUGAUCUCAGUGUGUUUGGCUCUCUGAACCUGACCACGGUCAGACUGUCUGGAGUGGGCAGCAGCUUUCAGAAGCACACCGACGCCGAGUCAAAAGGCAUCAAAGCCCAUUUCAACAUGGACGAAAGUGGAGUGCUCCUGCUGGAUCGGGUGGAAUCUGUCUUUGAGACAAUUGUGGAGGAGAAAGAAGAGGAAUCGACAUUAACUAAACUGGGUAACACAAUAUCCACCUUGUUUGGAGGAGGAUCCUCAGAACCUGCCCCAAAUGUAACUGAACCUGUCCAGGACGAGGAGGAAGUGCCCCCAGAGUCCGGAAAAGAUGACAAGGAGGAGGCUCCGAAGGAGGAAGCUGCCCAGGAGAAGCAGGAGGAUUCAGAGAAAAGUGCAGGUGAAGAGAAAAGCCAGGAGAAGACAGAGGAAGCAGGAAGCAAGACUGAUGCCAAAGAGGAAAAGGACGGAGAGAAAUCUGGAAAUGCUGAGGCAGAGAAGGACGUGGAGAAGAAGGCAAAACCCCAGAAGAAGACCAAGAUCUCUGAAGACAUCACGGUGGAGCUGGUCAUCAACGACGUCUUCGAUCCAACUGCAGACGACGUUGCUUCCUCUCAAAAGAAGCUGCAAGAUCUGACCGACAGAGACCUGGCCAAACACGAGAGGGAAAAGACACUCAACAGUCUGGAAGCUUUUAUCUUUGAGACUCAGGACAAGCUGUACCAGGAGGAUUACCAGCAGGUGGUGUCGGAGGAGGAGAAGGAGCAGAUCUCUGCCAAGCUGACCGAGGCGUCGGAGUGGAUGGACGAGGACGGUUACACGGCCACCACCAAGCAGCUCAGAGAGAAGCUCUCCCAGCUGAAGAGCCUGUGCAAGGACAUGUUUUUCAGGGUGGAGGAGCGACGCAAGUGGCCGGACCGCCUGGCCGCUCUGGAGAGCAUGCUCAACACCUCCAGCUUCUUCCUCCGGAGCGCCAAGCUGAUUCCAGAGGACGACCAGAUCUUCACUGAAGUUGAGCUGAACACGUUAGAAAAAGUCAUCAAUGAAACGACGACGUGGAAGAACGAAACGGUAGCAGAGCAGGAGAAACGCUCGCCAAAAGAGCGGCCCAUCCUGCUGUCCAAAGACAUCGAGUCCAGGCUGGCCCUGCUGGACCGAGAGGUCAACUACCUGCUCAACAAGGCCAAGUUCGCCAAGCCGAAGGCUAAACCCAAGGCCAAGAACAGCACCAGCUCAGAGAAAAGCAGCAAGGCCAACAACACAGCCGAGGAGAAAGUCACCCCCCCCACAGAGGAGAGCACGGACACAAAGAGCGAAAGCCCAGAGGAGGUGCAGCCGGGCGACGCCCCGCCCACCGAGGAGAACGCUGCACACACAGACUCAGACAGCCAAUCACAGCCCACAGAAGAAACGACAACCACAGGACCAGUGGAGAACGCCCAACCUGAAAACCACAUAGAUGAUGAAUUAUAACAUCUGGAACUGGAAAAGAAAAUCACUAUAUUUAUUGACAGUGUAUAAAUGUUCAAGUUCCUUCGCGCUUUGUUUUUUGUUUCCGUUUGGGGUUUUCUUCUUCUUUUUUUUUCCCCCCUUUCUUUUUGUUUUAUUUGGUUUUCGUGCCCCGUUUGUUGAACUGCCGGAAGCUGAUUGGAUGAGGAUCGGGGAGACUGCCCAUCCUGUUCCCUGUUCACCUCUUCUGUCCUUCAUGGAUUCCAUAAGCAGUGGACACCCAAACACCACGAGGAGCCGGUUCAACGAAAAAGAAAGACCAUCUGCGCCGUGAGGGAGGCACACUCCAGACAAAACACCUCCAGAUCGCAUCCAACAGAAUGAUCUCAUCAGCACUGGUAUGGACGGAGAUGUAAGCUGUGCGUGGCCACGGUGAAAUAACUGUGGACAUGUGAUGAGGAUGAGUGCCGUUACAACUUUUCACUUCCUGCUUUGUCCCUGCCGCGGCGUGUUGUUUGGAGGUUAGUAUUUGCCCUCUGCUUUACUCACAUUACAAAGUGCACUGGAGAUUUUUUUUUUUUUUUUUUUUUUUUGGUCCUCCAACCCCCAGAAAUGUAUUUUGCCAUAUAAACUGUAGGGAAAUUUAUAGACAACAGACAAAAAGUGGAAGCAAAUCCCAUAUAAACAUAGUAUAUUUCAAACUGUAUUGUAAGUAGAGUCAGCUGGUUUCAAAGGAAAUCACCUUUAAUGUGGGGAAUCCUAACUACUGAUGGGGCUGCAGGGUACAGUAUGGGACGUCAUGCUAUAAUUACUGACUGGGCUUUUAGAAGCAGCUGCUCAGAAGUGGCUGUGAAAUCACAGACUAAAUUCUACUAAAACACGAAGGGUGGAGAAAGAGGGCUGAAGCGGAGCUGCUGAGGGUGUGAGUCACUGACAUUUUCAUUUUUGUAGUUUGCUUACUUGAUGGAAGAAAUGAUGGUGAAUGUUCAAUAUGGCACAGCCCCUGAAGUUCGUAUUCACUCCCGGCAUUUAGAGGUGUUUUUUUUUUUAUUUUCUAAUUAUUGACUGAAUAGAAUCAAGAUUACCUCAACAAAAAAAAAAUGGCAGCACAGGUUUGGGUCCAUCACAGAGCAGUUAGUGCUGGUGGUUGACUGCUCGGGUGCUCCUGUGCACACACUCUGAGAACUCACUGUAAAUCUGAGUUGCCAAAUAGGGAUGAUGUAAAAAUCGAAACGGCGUCUCCACAUACUCGCUCGCCAUCGUUCUGAUCCACUCAAGACCAAUUAAAGUGACCGAUGAAUUCAGUUUCCAGAUGCUAAUACAAACCUUUGAGAAGUGUUUGGGUGACAGGGGAUAAAACUCCACGUUUUCAAAGUCCCGUGAGCUGCUGAUCGUCGGAGAAGAGGCUGUGUUUUAGUGUUGUUGCUGUUCUUUACCUCAGCACGUCCUGUGGUGCAGAUUCAUGCUCAGACGUUGGCUCUAUAUUUUUUUUUUUUUUUUUUUUUCAGAACGGGGGCGGGGGAUGGUUUGUGGGAUUGGAUCAGAAGUUUGGGUCAGUUGUGUGCUUCUCUGUUUCUCAGCACUUUGGAUUAUUUCAAGGGAGAACUGAAAAAAAUAAAAAAUAAAACAAAACAAAACAAAGAAAGCCAGGAAUGGAAGACGCAAACAAUGUUGUGUUU